Messenger RNA from Acipenser ruthenus (sterlet), 7934 nucleotides. RefSeq names its product androgen receptor. Gene Ontology annotation, molecular function: nuclear receptor activity; steroid binding; sequence-specific DNA binding. The record is from RefSeq and is a predicted model, not a curated record. Bases 823 to 3351 code for a protein of 842 amino acids. Gene Ontology annotation, cellular component: nucleus. The transcript has 8 exons. Gene Ontology annotation, biological process: male gonad development; androgen receptor signaling pathway; regulation of DNA-templated transcription. NCBI's taxonomy places the organism in Eukaryota, Metazoa, Chordata, Actinopteri, Acipenseriformes, Acipenseridae.
UUAACAUUUCCAAUUAAUUAAAACUUGCCAGCCGCGUUACUUGACAUUCUGGUUGGCCUGGACCCAUGGAAUUUCAUAUUCAGAGUCUAGGGCUGAAUGCCAAGUUCGGUUGUCAGAUACUGCAAAGACACACGCACAUACACACACACUCACACUCACACACACACACGGGACUUUGGAACACAGGUCUGUAGCAUUACGACAGACACUAAAGAUGAAGCAAAAUCACAGAUGAAACAGCAAACACCUAUAACUCGGCUUUUGACAGACGACCAAGACAUAAAGAAGGAUUCUGCCGUGUUUACUGACUGUAUCUCCGAAGAGUCGUUGCACAUUUCAGCUGCUGCGCUAGGAACUUUCCUGUAUGCCAAACGAUCACAAGGCGUACUCGACAUAUUACAAGCUAAGGAGAAUGUAUUUAGUAGAAUUGUAUUUGCGACGGAGAGGUGAGCUUGAAGAGACCGCGCAUUUUCUGUUGAAAUAAGCAAGGAAUUGUUUCUAAGUUUUUGUUUGGACUAGUAUUACCUUUGUAUUGAACUCUAAAAUUAAGAUUUGGUUUUACCAACACGAAUCAUUGGACUGCACGAAGAUAUUAUGUGUAUGGAUUUGGAUUUGUUUAAUGGAUUUGUAAAUAGCAGUGGCGCAGCAGUAGCAGUAAAUGCAUGUUUACAAGCAUUUGAUUUUUCUCAACUUUUAUUGACAGGUCUACUGGCUGCGCCUUUUUAAGCGUCACAUGCGAUUUAAUACUAUAUGCAUUUGCAUUCGAUUCAAUUUCAUUUCCGUGUAAUUUUAAUAAAACAAUAAAUUGGGACAUUUAGAAUUAUGGAUAUUCAGAUUGGAUUAGGAGGACUUCUUGACUCCCCGAACAAUCAUUUUUGUGGUACUUUCGAAAACGUUUUCCAUGGCGUGCGAACUCCGUUCCAAAACUGCGAGAGCUUCGACUCGAAGUACGGAUGGGAGAUGCGCCAAACUAGCAACCAUUUAGGUCCAUACUUCGAGUCGUCGCUUAUUUCGGGGAGUCCAGUGGGUGAGUUCCAGCGUGCUACCUUUGCCAGACAGCUCAUUGCUCCAGACAGGUCUCGCAACUUUACGAAGAGAACAAUGAGCAGCGGCAGCGAAUUCUCUGCAGCAGGAGCGGUGGAGGAGGGUGUGUGCGCCUCAUUCUUCUCUCCCUUGCCCCACUGCAGCCUGGACCAGCAGGCUCCAGUAUCCUUUCCACCACAAAAUGACAGAGAGUAUAAUGACAGCGACGCCUGCUUGCGAAUGCGAAGCAGGGGCACCGAUUCAUCCAGCACCACCAUCUCUGAAACUGCCAGGGAGCUCUGCAAGGCAGUCUCGGUAUCGCUGGGUUUAAACAUUGAAUCAAACGAGAUGAAUGACUUGAGAUUAGACCAUGGCUCAUCUCUCAGUAGUGAUCGAAGUCAAGGAGACUGCAUGUUCGAAGUGCCUUUACCAGGGUGCUCGGCCCCUGGAACAAGUGCCCUGUCAACAGGGUGCAAGCAAUCCAGUGCACAUGAUGGCAGAUCAGUGCAAAAUGAUAAGGAUGGUGGAAUGUUUAAUGGACCCCUCGCGAAUGAAAGUACGAGUGGGGUGAUCCCACUCCAACACCACAGCAUUAGGCAUUCUGAAGGGGGCGAGAUGGUCGCAGAAGUCAAACAGAAGGAUGCCCCUGCGAAUUUUAAAAUCACGGGUUGCGAAGACUCUGAAGAUCGUGUAAAUAUGGAUGGAGGUCACUCAGCCCCCUGUCAGGCUGUCCAAUCGGUGCCAUCAAACAUGGCAAGCUGUGUGCAGAAUCAAAACUGGCCAGGGAACAUGCCGCACAAAAACGCACCUCUUCUGGGUCAAUUAGAAACAAUGACCGAGGGUACAGGUGGCGAGUACCCUACACAUUUCAGCCUGACCCCCAGCGUUAGGAUAAAGACUGAAAAACAGAACAACGAAUGGGGUGCCCAGUGUAGGUACAAAGGCAAUGACUGUGUAGCUUACGGGUCUUCAGCGCCUGCGACCCUUUCACAGGACGCAGGGCGAUGCGGGCUGUUUGUCUGCAGUCCAUUUGAACACUGGAGGAACAACGAUCUGUGUGCACAAGAUGCAGUGGCAACAGAACCGUGGUACCCCGGUGGAAUGGUGGAGAGAAUGCCAUAUAACAAAUUACCUUGUUUGAAAACCGACAGGAAUGACUGGACUCCUGUACCCUACGGUGACCCACGGUGGGAGGGGGGCAGAGACACUCUUUUCCCAAUGGAGUAUUUCUUCCCGCCCCAGAGGACCUGUCUGAUUUGUAGUGACGAAGCGUCGGGGUGUCACUAUGGAGCGCUCACCUGCGGCAGCUGCAAGGUGUUCUUCAAGAGAGCGGCUGAAGGAAAACAGAAGUACCUGUGUGCCAGCCGAAAUGACUGCACCAUUGAUAAGCUCAGGAGAAAGAACUGCCCAUCCUGUCGCCUCCAGAAGUGCUUCAAGGUUGGAAUGACUCUUGGAGUUCGAAAGCUGAAGAAGAUGAAAGGAGCAGAAGAUACUGGCAAUCAACCCAAGAACAAUGCAAUGCAGAAUGCAGCAAUGCAACAGAUUGACAUUGUGAGAAUGGAGGUGUUCCAGAACCAGCCGGUUUUCCUUAAUGUCUUGGAGGCUAUUGAACCAGACACGGUGUUCGCAGGCCAUGAUAACGGACUGCCUGAUUCCUCUGCAAACCUGCUGACCAGCUUGAAUGAACUGGGGGAGAGGCAGAUGGUGCUCAUGGUGAAGUGGGCGAAAGGACUGCCAGGUUUUCAAAAUUUGCAUGUGGAAGACCAAAUGAAAAUUAUUCAGUAUUCGUGGAUGGGGACCAUGGUGUUUGCUAUGGCAUGGAGGUCCUUUAAGAACGUCAAUUCCACCAUGCUGUACUUUGCUCCAGACCUUGUAUUCAACGAGUUGCGAAUGCACAGAUCCAAGAUGUUUGAGCACUGCGUAGCAAUGCAACACAUUGCUCAGGAGUUCCUUUGGCUUCAGGUCACCGAGGAAGAGUUCUUGUGCAUGAAAGCGCUGCUCUUCUUCAGCAUCAUUCCAGUGGAAGGCCUGAAAACUCAGAAGUAUUUCGAUGAGCUGCGGCUGAAGUACAUCCAGGAAUUGUACCACAACUGUGGAAUGAACACCCCCCUGUACGGUACUCAGCGGUACCACCAGCUCACCAAACUCCUGGAUUCUCUUCAGCCGAUUGUGAGGAAGCUACACCAGUUUACAUUUGACAUGUACGUCCAGACUCAGGGGCAUGCAAGCAGCAUCCAGUACCCUGAGAUGAUGACCGAGAUCAUCUCUGUGCAGGUGCCAAAGAUCCUCGCCGGCAUGGCGAAGCCAAUCCUGUUUCACAAGCAGUGAUGUUCUUCUCUACCCUCAAUCUGACACGUGUCACGUGCUGCCCAUCCUCUGUACAUUUCAGCCAUCUUCACUCGCAUUUAGUCAACAGGCAGUGUCUCCAGCAGUGUCUCCAGCAUUGUCUCCAGCGUUGUCUCCAGCAUUGUCUCCAGCGUUGUCUCCAGCAUUGUCUCCAGCAUGUGCUCCUAGACCAUCUUUUCCUCAAGACUUUUUUUUUCAUUGUGAUGCUUUUCAUUGAGCCUUCUUUAAAAAAAAAAGGAAUACAGCACAUUUAUUGUAUAUAGUGGUGUGUAAUCAUGAGAAAAGCUGUUUACAAGAUCCAUUACAUGUCAGAUUAAAAAAACAAAAAAGAAGUCUGAUAAAUUUAUUAUUAUCCCUAUCUUGUAAACAGUACAAUGCUACCUGUCUGUAAAAAAAAGAUGCAACUUCACAAACUGCUUUAAAAUAGUUCCUUUCUACUACUCAUCCAAUACGCUCCACACAUUUGAAUUCUAUUAGUAGAGUUUAAUUCAAAGCUAUCCGAGGAAGCGGUUUGGGGGUUAGUGCUACGAUGGCAUGGAUGUUCAUUAUCCCUGACGCUGUGGGCAUGCUCUUUGAGUUAUUGCUCUUUGAGUUAUUACCAAACACAUCACAAGCAGAUGACUCAAGAGAACCAAAAUAACUGCUGCCUGGAAUUGUAUGAUCCUAGAACUGAUGUCUUAAAACACGUUAAGUAAAGCAGUCUGUUUGUUUUUCCUACUUUUGCUUAACUCAUUUGACUGUAUUAUUAGAUAUAAUUAGCACAUCUGCAGUGAAUCGUAUACACUGUUACAAUGCUUCUAAUACAUUAUCCUUAUGAUGAAUGAUAUUCAUAGAAUAUACAGUGCCAGCACUUCUUGACAAUGACAUACAACUUUGUCCUAUAACAACACCAGAUGUCUUGUAAGAAUAUGUUUCUAUUGCAGAUGAAGUCCAGUACUAGUGCUUUCGUUUAGUUUUAAUUUCUGGGGUAAGUGUGCAGUAAUUAUCAACAAAAGUGUAGCAUAGCAACGAAACCUAAUGUUGCUACUUGUAAAAUAUUCCCCAUUCAUGAAACACUAACUGGUAUCUGAUCAAGAUCCAGUAUUGCCUUGAGUGAGUUUUAAGCCAAAAUAAAUCUACAGUUUAGAAAAGUGCCUGAAUACAAGCAGUGAAAAUGACUUGUUAGCAUAUACCAUGAGUCAGCAUACAGCACAAUACAGACACUGUGUUUGCAGAUGCUUGCACGUCUGUGGAGCAAACUGUAUGAUAAUAUCAGUGUAGUGCUUGCAGCAGGCUUGCUUUGAAUUCAGAACUAUAUCACAUGGAAUGUAGUCUUUGCUUUAGCAGCAAUAACUGGUUUCCUUGUAAUGGGUGAUAAUGAAAUUAUUCAAUUAUUUCAACACGUUGUAAUUUAAAAGCACCACCCACUGUUUUCUAUAGACGGAAUGGUUCUUUUACCAAAUGGCAACAGUUUACAUAUGAUAAUAGAAACUUAGCUGUUUUUAAACCAGAUACACUUUUUAACGCCUGGAUAAACACUUUCCUACGCUAUUUGCUACCUAGUAUUUUGUGUUGUUGUUGUGGGUUUUUUUUUUAUAUGAAACUUUGUUAUACUUUGUAAAUGGCUGUUAAAAAAAAAAGUUAGGGGAAAAAAAAGAUUUCCUUCUGAAGGUUAUUAAGUUGUGAUAGAAAAUGAAGUUACGGAAGUGUAGUCAAUUCAUUUAAAUGACUUCAGGUCUCCAUACAGUACCAUUGUUGAUUACAGUAUUACAAUCUGAACCUCUACUAAGGUUUUACAUGCCUCCAUAGAGCAAUGGCACCGGACUCCUAAAACAUUUACCACCAUGCUGCUGAGUUGCUGAUUUAACAAAUCUUUAAAUAAAGAACUCAGUCGGUUUAUUUUCAGGGCAGACUCAGCAGUCUGGUAAAUGCUUUGGGAAUUUAGCCUUGAAGAUUCUCACAUGCACACAGGCACUGUUUGAGAAGCUUUUAUUACCUUCGUUGUUUUAGAUGUGCAACUCUUUGAAUCAGUUGGAUAGACCUCACUUGUUUUGUAACUCUGCCAAACGUCUUAACAAUAGAGCUGCACGAUGUGGAGGCAAGAUUGCUUGCUGGAAGUCAGCCUUUGGGUAUAGGAGCUAUUUGUAUAUGCUGUAUUGUACUUUGUGUUUCAAUUGCACCAGGGUCUUCAGAAAUAGGAUUCCCUGUAAAAAGAUACGAUCAUGACAUUUUUAUGCUGUUAAUGAUUAUUUCAAGGGUGAAAUGUGCUAGUUUGGAAUACAUUAGGAGACUGAUCAUAAGGUUAAUCUUAGAACAAGGGAAAUUAAUUGCCAUUUAGAGAAGAUGACUGUAGGUUACCAGCUCAACGUAGCUGUAGACCCAACAGCCAGAUAAAACAUUUUGAUUGAAAUUUCUUUCUGUUGGUAUUCGAAGAUUUUCACUCAAAAUCUGCUUUGAUAGUGAUGUAUAUAAUUAGUAUUGCAGAUUUCUGUGCUGCGUUCAAUUUUUUAAACAUAUUUCUCAUUCUACAAUUUUACAUUAGAGUCAUUUUUUGUAAACAGAAACCUCUUUCAAACGUGGAAACUAGCUACCUAAUUCUGCAUCGUUUUACUACCUUAUGUUACAAAUUGUUUUUGCAAAUAUCUUACUUUUACUGUACAUAUUUUUUUGUGUGUGUGUUCAUGGGUACUAUCAUGCAAUAUUGUGUGUACUCUGUAGAUGAUUUUCAGGUGUUUAACACCCCAUUUAGAAACUGUAAUCAGACUGUAUCCUCAUUCAGGGAUUAUGGGUUGAUAGUGUGCAUACUGUACAUUCAAGUCCGGGUAUCUUUUUAGUUCUUCCCAUUCUAUUUGUUUUGAUUAAAAGCUGUCAGAACGCUGCCUGACAAUGCGACUUACUGUGGGGAAGUCAACCAGGAGCCAGGGAUACUUUUGAUCUUAAUCUUAAAACAAUUUGGUACAGGAGAGUAUCUUUCCAGAUGUCGAAGACAGAUCAGUGGUCAGUGCAAAUCCCUCACAUUAUUGAAUGAAAGGAUAGACCACCGUCUGGCAAAUAUGGUGCCAUCCCUCACAGGGGGUGAGGGCGAGCCCGGAAACUCGUAUGUAGCAGUGCCUUGAUCUUACAAUACAUCCUUACAUGGUGAAGAACAUGCAGGUCUAAAUCAUGCCAUAUGCUAAGCUCAGACUUGAAUGUACAGCCCUGUUCUAGGGGGUGUAGUUUAAAGGUGCAGCAUCCCAUGCAGCUCAGCCAGUGAUUCAUGUCGGGUUGUCGGUGUAACAAGAACAGCCUUUCGAAAUUUCUGUUUGACUUUACUGAGCUUGUGUCCCUACAGAUACAACUACCUUCGGGGAUGUAGAGAAACUGUAAACAGGGUCUCAAGUAGAGUGCACAGGCUAGUCUAGUGAUAAAGAAACAGUGAGCGUGGGACAUUGCCCCUUUAAAUACAUUUGUGUAGUUUUAAUUAUUAUUAUUAUUAUUAUUAUUAUGAUGAUUGCUAGUAUUGUUAUUAUUAUUAUUAUUAUUAUUAUCAUUGCUAGUAUUGUUAUUGUUGUUAACUAUUAAGCAGCACCUGUUUGGGAUAGGUCAUGGCUCUCAGUGGUUUGAUUUCAGUCCAGGUAGGCUAUGGGUAGAGGGCUGUAUACAAGUACAAGUAGGCACAGGUUCAGGUAGAAGUACAAGCAUGUUGCUUUUGUUAUUGUUGUGGCUGCUCUGUGGGACACCCAACACCUUUCUGGAGCACAAAACAACAACAACUAAACCCUACGAAGGCUAUAUAAGGUACAUUAGUACAUUAGUUUUGUACCAUGUUGUCGCACUCACAGCUGAACAAGCUUGGCUUUUCUCCCUUGUUUUACUUGAUUGGUUGCACUUUGAGCUUGCAUGUAUAAUAAGCGUACAGCCCAAAUUGUUCUGUUUUCCUGUCAUUAAUAGUAACAUUAAACGGAUACUAACAUAUCUAGGGUAUUCUUCUUUUGAUAAUUGCUGUUGCUUCUGUAUUCCCGAUACUACGUAAUAUUUUUAAAGGUUCAGCGUUUCCUUCUCACUUGACUCUACAGGGCCCCCUGGUGCAAGAAACAGAAACGCGUUGACAGGGGUACCCAGACAUACGUUGCCCACUCCUCAUGUUCAGACAGAAACCAGCUAUGCUGUACUUUGUGUUUCAAUUGCACCAGGGUCUUCAGAAAUAGGAUUCCCUGUAAAAAGGUACAAGCAUGAUAUUUUCAUGUUGUAACGUUAAUUGUUAUUUCAAAGCCAUUGUUACUCAAGGGAGAAAUGCUAGAAAUGCUUGUGUCUGUUCAGUGCAAGUUCCCAUGUCAUACUAUGAGGUUGCAUUCAUCUAUAGAAUCUGGUACAUUAACAGACUGCGGCACGUUUGUCCGUGUGGCUCGAGGUACUGUAGUGCCAAAAAAAAAAAAAAAUGCUGUUUUUUUUUCAGGGAGACGGGAGAAAUAGAAACCGAAAAUCAAUAAAUCGUAGAAGACAAGAUGUUGGCUUUCUGAAACUUUAAAUUAACUUUGAAAAUUAACUUAUUAUUUUUGUAUUAUUUCCGAUUUCUCUGAUCUCAAUAAAGCAAGAUUUCUUUUUCA